AAGACGACAAACUUCGCGGUGCUGUACCCCAAACCCGGGCCCUCAGCCGCCUGCCGGUCUUCUCCCCAUCAGCCGGCAGUAUGGUCCCACUGUUCCUGGUCCUGCUGGUAGCUCUGACGUCAGCCUGGGUCCCUGAGGUCUUAGCUGAUGCCCUGGAAAGGGACAGCUCAGAGGACCGGGCCUUCAGCGUGCGCAUCGCCGGCGCCCCACCGCUGCAGGGCGUGCUGGGCGGUACCCUCACCAUUCCGUGCCACGUUCACUACCUGCUCCCACCGUCGAGCCGUCAGGCGGUGCUGGGCUCCCCACGGGUCAAGUGGACCUUCCUGUCGCGUGGCCGGGAGGCCGAGGUGCUGGUGGCGCGGGGACUGCGGGUCAAGGUGAGCGAGGCCUACCGCUUCCGCGUGGCACUGCCCGCCUACCCGGCGUCACUCACUGAUGUCUCCCUGGCACUGAGCGAGCUGCGGCCCAACGACUCAGGCAUCUACCGCUGCGAAGUGCAGCACGGCAUAGAUGACAGCAGCGAUGCUGUGGAGGUCAAAGUCAAAGGGGUUGUCUUUCUCUACCGGGAAGGCUCUGCCCGCUAUGCGUUCACCUUCACUGGAGCCCAGGAGGCCUGUGCCCGCAUUGGAGCCCGCAUUGCAACCCCGGAGCAGCUCUAUGCAGCCUACCUUGGGGGCUAUGAGCAGUGUGAUGCUGGCUGGCUGUCUGACCAGACUGUGAGGUAUCCCAUCCAGACUCCACGAGAGGCCUGUUAUGGAGACAUGGAUGGUUUCCCCGGUGUCCGGAACUAUGGAGUGGUGGACCCAGAUGACCUCUAUGAUGUCUACUGCUAUGCUGAAGACCUAAAUGGAGAGCUGUUCCUCGGUGCUCCCCCAGACAAACUGACAUUGGAGGAAGCACGGGCAUACUGCCAGGAGCGGGGAGCAAAGAUUGCCACCACGGGCCAGCUGUAUGCAGCAUGGGAUGGUGGCUUGGACCGCUGCAGCCCAGGCUGGCUGGCAGAUGGCAGUGUGCGCUACCCCAUCAUCACACCCAGCCAGCGCUGUGGUGGGGGCCUGCCUGGUGUCAAGACUCUCUUCCUCUUCCCCAACCAGACCGGCUUCCCUAACAAGCACAGCCGCUUCAAUGUCUACUGCUUCAGAGACUCUGCCCAGCCCUCUGCCAUUUCUGAGGACUCCAACCCAACCUCUGACCUGGCCUCUGAUGGACUGGAGGCCAUUGUCACAGUGACAGAGACCCUGGAGGAACUGCAGCUGCCUCAGGAAGUUGUGGAGAGUGAAUCCCGAGGAGCCAUCUACUCCAUUCCCAUCAUGGAGGAUGUAGGAGGUGGAAGCUCCACUCCAGAAGACCCAGCAGAGGCCCCUAGGACACUUCAAGAAUUCGAAACCCAAUCCAUUGCACCUCCCAUGGGGUCCUCAGAAGAGGAAGGCAAAGCAUUGGAGGAAGAAGAGAAAUACAAGGAUGAGAAACAUAAAGAGAAGGAGGAAGAAGAGAAGGAGGUGGAGGAUGAGGCCCUGUGGGCCUGGUCCAGCGAGUUCAGCAGCCCGGACCCAGAGGUCCCUUUCCCCACUGAGCUGGCCCUAGAAGAGUCAUUCUCUCAGGCAUCCCAGUCAUCGGCAGCCCUGCAGCCUGGUGCAUCACCACCUCCCAGUGAAGAGCCAGAGGCUUCCAGACCUCCAAGCGUCCUGGGACCACCAACCGAGACUCUGCCCACUCCCAGGGAAGGGAGUCUGACAUCCCUUCCACCUUUCACUCCAGUUGGAGCAAGAGAGGUGGGGGAAGAGUCUGGGGCUCCUGAGCUGUCUGGGGUCUCUCGAGGAGAGAGUGAGGAGACAGGUAGCUCCGAGGAUGCCCCUGCUUUGCUUCCAGCUACACAGGCCCCUGAGGGUACCAGGGAGCUGGAGGCCCCCUCCGAAGAGAAUUCUGGAAGAAUUGUCCCAGCAGGGACCCCAGUGAAGACCCAGCCAGUGCUGCCCACUGACAGCACCAGCCAUGGUGGAGUGGCCGUGGCCCCCUCAUCAGGUGACUGUGUCCCCAGCCCCUGCCUCAAUGGUGGGACUUGCUUGGAGGAGGAGAAGGGGGUCCGCUGCCUAUGUUUGCCUGGCUAUGGGGGGGACCUAUGCGAUGUUGGCCUCCGCCUCUGCAGUCCCGGUUGGGACGCCUUCCAGGGCGCCUGCUACAAGCACUUUUCUACACGGAGGAGCUGGGAGGAGGCAGAGACCCAGUGCCGGAUGUACGGCGCGCACCUGGCCAGCAUCAGCACGCCUGAGGAACAGAACUUCAUCAACAAUCGAUACCGGGAGUACCAGUGGAUUGGGCUCAAUGACAGGACCAUCGAAGGCGAUUUCCUGUGGUCAGAUGGCGUCCCCCUGCUCUAUGAGAACUGGAACCCUGGGCAGCCCGAUAGCUACUUCCUGUCAGGAGAAAACUGCGUGGUCAUGGUGUGGCAUGAUCAGGGACAAUGGAGCGAUGUGCCCUGCAACUACCAUCUGUCCUACACCUGCAAGAUGGGGCUAGUGUCUUGUGGGUCACCACCGGAGCUGCCCCUGGCUCAAGUGUUUGGCCGCCCACGGCUACGCUAUGAGGUGGACACAGUGCUUCGUUACCGGUGCCGGGAGGGGCUGGCCCAGCGCAACAUGCCACUGAUCCGCUGCCAGGAGAAUGGUCGCUGGGAACACCCUCAAAUCUCCUGUGUGUCCCCCAGGCCUUCUCGAGCUCUGCACCCAAUGAAGGCCCCAGAAGGACAUCAGGAGAAGCUACUGGGGCACUGGAAGGCACUGCUGACCCCUCCUUCCAGGCCUGUUCCAGGUUCCCAAAGGGAAAGGCCUUGAAUAUUGCUACCCCAAGCACUGCCCUCACGCCCUACCAUGGGAAGUGACAACGUAAGAGCAGUGGAACUGGAGUCCAAGUGAUAGUACCUGAAGGGGCUUCUGGGAAAUAUCUGGGCAGCUUCAGUUCAGCCUAGGCCCUUUGACCCCUACACUGAGCAUCGGGUUCUUCCCUCAGGACGUUGCCCCUAAGUGCCUCAACCGCCCUCUCCUUACCAGCCAUCCUGUCCCCUCCGUUCCCCUGGGGGGCUCUGUGUUCACUCAUUCUCAGUUUUCCAAAGGAAUGAGUUUGCAGGACAGCAGACCUGUAAAACCCGCAGGAAAUAAAGCUGC
Messenger RNA from Artibeus jamaicensis (Jamaican fruit-eating bat), 3161 nucleotides. RefSeq names its product brevican (gene BCAN). Gene Ontology annotation, biological process: cell adhesion. Gene Ontology annotation, molecular function: hyaluronic acid binding. The record is from RefSeq and is a predicted model, not a curated record. The coding region runs from base 81 to 2831 and encodes 916 amino acids. The transcript is spliced from 14 exons. Lineage: Eukaryota; Metazoa; Chordata; Mammalia; Chiroptera; Phyllostomidae.